This is a messenger RNA of Myodes glareolus (Bank vole), 957 nucleotides long. RefSeq names its product amyloid P component, serum (gene Apcs). NCBI's taxonomy places the organism in Eukaryota, Metazoa, Chordata, Mammalia, Rodentia, Cricetidae. The record is from RefSeq and is a predicted model, not a curated record. Gene Ontology annotation, molecular function: complement component C1q complex binding. Gene Ontology annotation, biological process: innate immune response.
UGUCAUCAAAGUUCACACAAAACCUGAAUGCUUAGAGUCUGGAGAGUGUAGUGGGCAGCCACCUUUCUGUCUCCUCCUAAAGAAACUGCUACUGUUGUCGUAGUUCUGGACUGAGAGCAUGGAUAAAGUGAUUCUGCUGCUUGGGGUGUCCGUCCUCACCAGUCUUCUGUCAGAAGCCUUUGCUCAGACAGACCUCACAGGAAAAGUAUUUGUGUUCCCCAGAGAGUCUGACAGCGAUUAUGUGAAGUUGAUCCCACAUCUGGAGAAACCUCUGGAGAAUUUUACACUGUGUUUUCGAGCCUAUAGUGACCUUUCCCGCCAUUACAGUCUUUUCUCCUACAGUACCAAGGGCAGAGACAAUGAGCUACUAGUUUAUAAGACAGCAGUUGGAGAAUACCAACUGUUUAUUGGACAUUCAAAAGUCACAGUCCGUGGUAUGGAAGAACUCGCUUCCCCAGUGCAUUUCUGUACCAGUUGGGAGUCCCAUUCUGGCAUUGCUGAAUUUUGGGUCAAUGGGAAACCUUGGGUGAAAAAGGGUCUGCAGAAGGGGUAUGAUAUAAAAGCCCAACCCAGUAUUGUCCUAGGACAGGAGCAGGAUACCUAUGGAGGAGGGUUUGAUAAGUCCCAGUCCUUUGUAGGAGAAAUUGGAGAUUUGAACAUGUGGGACUCUGUGCUAACACCACAAAACAUUAAACUUGUAUACCUUGGUUCCACCCUUGCUCCUAAUAUUCUGAAUUGGAAAAAUCUGAACUAUGAAAUAAAUGGCUAUGUAGUCAUCAAGCCCGGUGUGUGGCUUGAUGACUAUUAAGAUCUUACAAUAAAACCUCAUAAAAAUGAAAUGGACAAUGUCCAAGAGGUCAAGUCAGCACAACUUGACACUCAAUUCUGUAUCUAUAUCCUUUUUUCUUUGUGAACCUCCUGUCUAUUUAGCUGUUUAAUAAAAAUAUUAUCCAAUUC